This is a messenger RNA of Chlorocebus sabaeus (green monkey), 1783 nucleotides long. It is a transcript of the gene TBC1D21, whose product is annotated as TBC1 domain family member 21. Lineage: Eukaryota; Metazoa; Chordata; Mammalia; Primates; Cercopithecidae. The record is from RefSeq and is a predicted model, not a curated record. Gene Ontology annotation, biological process: activation of GTPase activity. Gene Ontology annotation, molecular function: GTPase activator activity.
CUGGUCUGAUGGAAUAGGGAGGGAGUCCAGCUAAGAGAGUCCAGAGGAAGAGUCAGAGAUAGAGAGCAAGGCUUCAUGACCCACCUCUCCCUGGAAGCCCUCCUUGACCAGCAUAGCCCACACUGGUCCCCAUGUCCUCUGAAUCCAACCUCCACUGUGUGUACUGCAGUUUUGCUUUUUUUUUUUUUUUCCCCGUAACUAGCAGCUUUAAUCCCUCCUCUCCUGCUUGUGUCUCAUCUCUAAAGGUGGGUGCUCCUAUCUUCCAGGUCAUUGUGAUGAGGGUUCCGGGGGCCUUGUGACACACCGCUGGCCGGCUCUGUUCCAGUGUGGGAGGUCAGGAGCAGCCAGUUCCUCCUGGGAAUGCAGCCCAUCUCCGAAAAGGAAGAUCACAUUCCUCUGCUGAUUAAGCAUCACUAGGGCUCCAAGUGAGUUCUGAUCAGAGGCUGUUUGGAAGACAGCAGAGGCCAUGACCACCCUCUCUCCUGAAAACAGCCUCUCUGCCAGACAGUCAGCCUCCUUCAUCCUGGGUCUGCACCCCUUUGUGAGGACUGAAGCCUGGAAGUUCCUCACGGGCUACUUCUCAUGGCAGAGUUCCCAGGAUGAGCGGCUCACGGUGGACAGCAUGAGGAGGAAGAACUACAAGGCCUUAUGCCAAAUGUAUGAGAAGAUUCAGCCCCUUCUGGAAAACCUGCACCGGAACUUCAUAGAGACUCGCAAUAACAUUGCACGUGACAUUCAGAAACUCUAUGACAAAGACCCCCUGGGCAACGUCCUCAUCGACAAGAAGAGGCUAGAGAAGAUCCUGCUCCUGAGUUACGUCUGCAACACGCAGGCAGAGUACCAGCAGGGUUUCCAUGAGAUGGUGAUGCUCUUCCAGCUGAUGGUGGAGCACGACCACGAAACCUUCUGGCUUUUCCAGUUCUUCCUGCAGAAAACGGAACACAGCUGUGUCAUCAACAUUGGCGUGAGCAAGAACCUAGACAUGCUCAACACCCUGAUCACCUUCCUGGACCCCAUGUUUGCUGAGCACCUAAAAGGGAAGGGUGCAGGAGCUGUUCAGUCCCUCUUCCCCUGGUUCUGCUUCUGCUUCCAGCGUGCCUUCAAGUCCUUCGAUGACGUCUGGAGGCUCUGGGAGGUUCUGCUGACGGGGAAGCCCUGCAGGAACUUCCAGGUGCUGGUGGCCUACAGCAUGCUACAGAUGGUGCGGGAGCAGGUGCUGCAGGAAAGCAUGGGCGGGGACGACAUCCUCCUGGCCUGCAACAAGCUCAUUGACCUUGAUGCUGAUGAGCUGAUCUCCGCUGCCUGCGUGGUUUAUGCUGAGCUCAUCCAGAAGGAUGUUCCUCAGACAUUAAAGGAUUUCUUCCUCUGAGGACACCAAAGCCCACAGUGGACCGAUGCCCUCGAUGGGCAGGAUGAAGGUCACGGGCACUGGAGUGAGGGAGUAGAUAAAACAGCUGCAAUAUAAACAGUCCUCUGGAAUAAUGGUUUGUGGUGGGCGUUAUGUCUUCUUUGACCUUAGGGGCUGGGACGCACGUGAGGGUUGAGACAGGGUCGUAGGACAGGAAGAGAGGUUAGCUGGCUAAGAGACACGUUCUGAGGCUAGAGAGGGUGCUUACUGGAAGAGACUGGGUCAGUGGCUCCUCCUCAGUGGAGGGUUUUCCAAGGCUGCAGUGGAUCCACAUCUGGAAACAAAUGGUUAGAGUAGAACCAACUCUGAGAGAUUUCCAGACCCCUGUGGAAGACAAAAUUGAGCACAUUUAAUAAAGAUUAAUUCAUCUGGACU